AUGAUCGAACUGAGCAGUCACCAUACUGGCACCUUGUUGUCCACAUCACAGUACUGGCACCUUGUUGUCCACAGCACCAUACUGGCACCUUGUUGUCCACAGCACCAUACUGGCACCUUGUUGUCCACAGCACCAUACUGGCACCUUGUUGUCCACAUCACAAUACUGGCACCUUGUCGCCCACAACAAAAUACUGGCACCUUGUCGCCCACAUCACAGUCCUGGCACCUUGUUGUCCACAUCACAAAACAGGCACCUUGUUGUCCACAUCACAAUACUGGCACCUUGUCGCCCACAACAAAAUACUGGCACCUUGUCGCCCACAUCACAGUCCUGGCACCUUGUUGUCCACAUCACCAUACUGGCACCUUCUCGCCCACAUCACAGUACUGGCACCUUGUUGUCCACAUCACCUACAGACACCUUGUUGUCCACAUCACCAUACUGGCACCUUGUUGUCCACAUCACAGUACUGGCACCUUGUCGCCCACAACAAAAUAUUGGCACCUUGUCGCCCACAUCACAGUCCUGGCACCUUGUUGUCCACAUCACCUACAGACACCUUGUUGUCCACAUCACAAAACAGGCACCUUGUUGUCCACAUCACAAAACAGGCACCUUGUUGUCCACAUCACAAAGCAGGCACCUUGUUGUCCACAUCACAAAACAGGCACCUUGUUGUCCACAUCACAAAACAGGCACCUUGUUGUCCACAUCACAAAACAGGCACCUUGUUGUCCACAUCACAAUACAGGCACCUUGUUGUCCACAUCACAAUACAGACACCUUGUUGUCCACAUCACAAAACAGGCACCUUGUUGUCCACAUCACAAAGCAGGCACCUUGUUGUCCACAUCACAAAACAGGCACCUUGUUGUCCACAUCACAAAACAGGCACCUUGUUGUCCACAUCACAAUACAGGCACCUUGUUGUCCACAUCACAGUACUGGCACCUUGUUGUCCAUAUCACCAUACUGGCACCUUCUCGCCCACAUCACAGUACUGGCACCUUGUUGUCCACAUCACCUACAGGCACCUUGUUGUCCACAUCACAAAACAGGCACCUUGUUGCCCACAUCACAAAACAGGCACCUUGUUGUCCACAUCACAGUACUGGCACCUUGUCGCCCACAUCACAAAACAGGCACCUUGUUGUCCACAUCACAAAACAGGCACCUUGUUGUCCACAUCACAAAACAGGCACCUUGUUGUCCACAUCACAAAACAGGCACCUUGUUGUCCACAUCACAGUACUGGCACCUUGUUGUCCACAUCACAAUACAGGCACCUUGUUGUCCACAUCACAGUACUGGCACCUUGUUUUCCACAUCACAGUACUGGCACCUUGUUGUCCACAUCACAAUACAGGCACCUUGUUGUCCACAUCACAAUACAGGCACCUUGUUGUCCACAUCACAAUACAGGCACCUUGUUGUCCACAUCACAAUACAGGCACCUUGUUGUCCACAUCACAGUACUGGCACCUUGUUGUCCACAUCACAAUACAGGCACCUUGUUGUCCACAUCACAAUACAGGCACCUUGUUGUCCACAUCACAGUACUGGCACCUUGUUGUCCACAUCACAAAACAGGCACCUUGUUGUCCACAUCACAAUACAGGCACCUUGUUGUCCACAUCACAGUACUGGCACCUUGUUACCCACAUCACAAUACUAACAUCUUGUCGCCCACAUCACAGUACUGGCACCUUGUUGUCCACAUCACAAUACAGGCACCUUGUUGUCCACAUCACAGUACUGGCACCUUGUUUUCUACAUCACAGUACUGGCACCUUGUUGUCCACAUCACAAAACAGGCACCUUGUUGUCCACAUCACAAUACAGGCACCUUGUUGUCCACAUCACAAUACAGGCACCUUGUUGUCCACAUCACAAUACAGGCACCUUGUUGUCCACAUCACAGUACUGGCACCUUGUUGUCCACAUCACAAUACAGGCACCUUGUUGUCCACAUCACAAUACAGGAACCUUGUUGUCCACAUCACAGUACUGGCACCUUGUUGUCCACAUCACAAAACAGGCACCUUGUUGUCCACAUCACAAUACAGGCACCUUGUUGUCCACAUCACAGUACUGGCACCUUGUUGUCCACAUCACAAUACAGGCACCUUGUUGUCCACAUCACAAUACAGGAACCUUGUUGUCCACAUCACAGUACUGGCACCUUGUUGUCCACAUCACAAAACAGGCACCUUGUUGUCCACAUCACAAUACAGGCACCUUGUUGUCCACAUCACAGUACUGGCAUCUUGUUGUCCACGUCACAAUACAGGCACCUUGUUGUCCACAUCACAGUACUGGCACCUUGUUGUCCACAUCACAAAACAGGCACCUUGUUGUCCACAUCACAGUACUGGCAUCUUGUUGUCCACGUCACAAUACAGGCACCAUGUUGUCCACAUCACAAUACAGGCACCUUGUUGUCCACAUCACAGUACAGGCACCUUGUUGUCCACAUCAAAAUACAGGCACCUUGUUGUCCACAUCACAGUACUGGCAUCUUGUUGUCCACGUCACAAUACAGGCACCUUGUUGUCCACAUCACAAUACUGGCACCUUGUUGUCCACAUCACAAAACAGGCACCUUGUUGUCCACAUCACAGUACUGGCAUCUUGUUGUCCACGUCACAAUACAGGCACCCUGUUGUCCACAUCACAAAACAGGCACCUUGUUGUCCACAUCACAGUACUGGCAUCUUGUUGUCCACGUCACAAUACAGGCACCUUGUUGUCCACAUCACAAUACAGGCACCUUGUUGUCCACAUCACAGUACAGGCACCUUGUCGCCCACAUCAAAAUACAGGCACCUUGUUGUCCACAUCACAAAACAGGCACCUUGUUGUCCACAUCACAAAACAGGCACCUUGUUGUCCACAUCACAGUACUGGCAUCUUGUUGUCCACGUCACAAUACAGGCACCUUGUUGUCCACAUCACAGUACUGGCACCUUGUUGUCCACAUCACAAAACAGGCACCUUGUUGUCCACAUCACAGUACUGGCACCUUGUUGUCCACAUCACAGUACUGGCACCUUGUUGUCCACAUCACAAAACAGGCAUCUUGUUGUCCACAUCACAAUACAGGCACCUUGUUGCCCACAUCACAGUACUGGCACCUUGUUGUCCACAUCACAGUGGUCAAGUGGAGACGACACUGCAAAUAUCUUUCUAGUCAAUCAGCGACAUAUCAACGCCUUCAUCAUUCUUAGUUUCCAAGAGCUUCGACCUUGA
Molecule: messenger RNA, 3252 nt
Organism: Biomphalaria glabrata
Lineage: Eukaryota; Metazoa; Mollusca; Gastropoda; Planorbidae
Product: zinc finger protein 11-like
Exons: 2
Coding region: 1-3252 (1083 amino acids)
Source: RefSeq, a predicted model, not a curated record